CGUAACGUAGGUUAUCUCAUACGUAGUAGUGAUACAGAUGACUUGUUUUACUCGCCAAUAUUUUGGGAUACGCGAAUGUAAAAGAGAUGUUAAUUAGCUGCGAUGCGAAUUGUUACCAAGGUCGGCCGGUUGGUGAUACGAUGAUUUUUAUUUUAGAUAUUAAAAACUCCGAAUUUAAAUCACCUAUUGAAACAGUUACGUUUUAUAUUUGGGAAAAUGAAUCGAUGUAAAUUGUGAAUUGAACACGUGAAAAUGUUGUUUAGUUUUUCGUAGUUAGCCGGUUAUAAUAGUUUAGUGUUUCGUGAAAGUUUGGUGAUCGUUUUUGGAAAAUUUGAAUCAUCAUGGCUUCGAAUUAUUUACAGCUUUGUACGGAAACUCAACUUUAUGAAUUUUUUGCCGAAUUUAAUGGUACCGAAGAGUCUGUGAAAAAUGAUGUUCGCCAGUUGAAGGAAUGGAUGAAGAAACAGUCGCAUUUACCGAAUAUAGAAGAUGAUGACUGGUUAACCAACUUUUUAUUGAGAUGCAAAAACAGUAUAGAAAAGACGAAAAAAAUUAUCGACGGAUAUUACACCACUAGAACCUCGAUGCCUGAAGUUUUUCAAGACAGAGAUUCGUGUAUCGAAAAAUACCCACAGUUCUCUCAAUAUUUCUGUUUUAUACCACUCCCGAAGCUGACUCCGGAGGGAUAUCGUAUUUUCAUAUUUCGCAUUUCGGACGCCAUAAAGACUGGUCAACCUAGUAAUGAAGAUUUCAUUAGACAAACGCAAUUAUUAUUCGAUUACAGUAUGAAAGUGGAUAAAAUCCGAGGAGCGAUUUUUAUUUACGAUUUUCAAAACAUCACGUUGCAUUUGAUCACCACGAUGUUCCCAAUAGUGAAAAAAUUCAUUACUUUAACCGUGAAAAGUAGUCCAUUACGUUAUCAUCAGAUUUACCUUUUAAACAUGAUAUCAGCAUUAGAACCGAUCAUAAGGUUCGGUAAAACAUUGGUGAAAAAAGAAAUCUCAGAUAGAAUGGUAGUAUGGAAAGGGAAUCCUGAAAACUUGAUCGAUGUUCUUCCUAAACAAUCAUUACCAGCAAUAUACGGAGGCAUUGAGAAGCCAAUAGAGGAAUUAGCAGAUCUCUUUCAUAACGAUUUGAAAAGUAAGCGAGAUUGGUUCGUAUUAAAUGAAAAUAAUAAAGCCGGUACCAGCAAGAAAUCGGCAGAAACGAGUAGUUCCUUUGGAAAUGGAUCUGCAACUGAUUAUGGAAUGGAGGGUUCAUUUCGUAAAAUUUGUUUAGAUUAAUUUUUUUGUUGGCCUAAUCAUGCCCCGUUCAAGCAUGGAAAAACGGAGAAUUAAUGCAAGAUCCUGACAUGGAUUGAGAUUAAAUAUUAACUGUAUAUUAUGUUUUCAAUUUUGUACGAAAUAGGUAACAGAAACUAUUAGAUUUAUGUGCAUUUUUCUAGUGUUUGUCACUAAUUUAAUUAAUCAACUAUUGUAAUUACUAAUAAACCAAGACGAGUGGUU
Messenger RNA from Planococcus citri (citrus mealybug), 1505 nucleotides. RefSeq lists its product as uncharacterized. Gene Ontology annotation, molecular function: phosphatidylinositol bisphosphate binding. The transcript has 6 exons. Gene Ontology annotation, cellular component: membrane. The record is from RefSeq and is a predicted model, not a curated record. The coding region runs from base 342 to 1283 and encodes 313 amino acids. NCBI's taxonomy places the organism in Eukaryota, Metazoa, Arthropoda, Insecta, Hemiptera, Pseudococcidae.